GGUUACUUCUGACCAGGGAGUUGCACUGCUUGGCACAGCCAAGCCCUAACCUUUCUUGGGCAAAUGCAAACCAUUCACAGGAUUGCGGUGUUCCCUCCCUUCAACAGCGAAACAGCAACUUCUUUGCAGCUUCUUAUCAGAGUUCGUUGUCCAUGUCCUCCCUAUUCUGGAACAAAGGUUGACUUCCAGCAUCAGAGGAAGGAGUUUCCAGUAUUUUGGCUGGAGUGCUCAGCUUCAAGACUUUACUUUGUUCUUCACAACUUUGAGGGAUAUGAAGCCAGUUGGAAAACUGCUUUGCGCUACAGGGAUUGUAGCUGGGGUCCUAGCUUUCUUCUGGAAAGACCCCUUUAAGCCAGAGAGCUUGUCUGGUGCCCGCGUUCUCCUGACUGGAGCCAGUGCUGGAAUUGGGGAGCAGAUGGCAUAUCAUUAUGCCAGAUUUGGUGCUGAAAUUGUUUUGACUGCUAGGAGGGAAGCUGUGCUGCAAAAGGUGGUGGAGAAAUGCCUGACACUUGGAGCAAAGAAAGUAUUUUAUAUUCCUGCAGAUAUGUCUUCCCCUUCAGAGCCUGAAAAGGUGGUUCAGUUUGCUGUUCAAAAGCUGGGUGGGCUGGAUUACCUGGUGUUGAAUCACAUUGGCGUGACCCGUUUCCAGAUGUGGGCUGGAGAUGUGGAAUACACCCGCUGGCUCAUGCAGGUGAAUUUCUUCAGUUAUGUGGCACUGGCAACAGCAGCUCUUCCCACCCUGGAGAAGAAUACAGGCUCUCUGGUGGUUGUUUCUUCCCUCACAGGGAAAAUACCCACUCCCUUCACCACUUCUUAUUCUGCCACCAAGUUUGCACUGGAUGGAUUCUUCAGCUCACUGCGCCAUGAACUCAUCAUGCAGAAGAGAAAUGUCUCUAUCACACUAUGCAUCCUGGGCCUGAUUGACACUGAUUCAGCAUUGGAGAAUACCAGGGGCAAAGUACACCUAACUGCUUCUCCUGCUCCUGAAGCUGCCCUCGCCAUCAUCCGGGGGGGUGCCACACGGGUGCCGGAGAUUUUCUACCCAUGGUGGCUGCAGCACGUGUGUUACCUCUGGGCUUUGUUCCACAAUGAUGGGGACGAGGUUUUACGGAGUUACUAUAACUACAGCAGUCCUUAAGGGUUGCCCAGUCUGUUUCCUCUCCCAGCCUACAUCCCUUCUAAUGAUAUUCCCCAUGUCCCCCUAAGCAUCCCAUUCAACCAUUGGUGUCAAGCAGGAGCAGGGCAGCAGUGGUGGCAAAGUAACCUUAGCUCUUUUUGUAAGACUCUUCUUGGUCUCCCUCUUAUCCUGCUUCAGCCACGGUUCUGAGAUUUCUACCCAUCAGUCAGAGAUCUUUCUCACUGUUCACUCUGUCUUAGCCUUCCACCCAGCUCCCCUCCUUCAGCCUCACCUGUCUGCUCUUACUGCCUCCAGUCUUCUCUCAGCUCCUGCUUUAACCUCUGUUUGUACAGGAUGUCCUGGAAUGUCUGUACCUUCCUGGGACAUCCUGCUCCACUGCUUCAUUGUUUUGUGGAU
Molecule: messenger RNA, 1534 nt
Organism: Egretta garzetta (little egret)
Lineage: Eukaryota; Metazoa; Chordata; Aves; Pelecaniformes; Ardeidae
Gene: HSD11B1L
Product: hydroxysteroid 11-beta dehydrogenase 1 like
Exons: 8
Coding region: 272-1138 (288 amino acids)
Cellular component (GO): intracellular membrane-bounded organelle
Molecular function (GO): oxidoreductase activity
Source: RefSeq, a predicted model, not a curated record